This is a messenger RNA of Medicago truncatula (barrel medic), 985 nucleotides long. RefSeq names its product kunitz type trypsin inhibitor 104-like. The transcript has a single exon. The coding region runs from base 63 to 662 and encodes 199 amino acids. Gene Ontology annotation, molecular function: endopeptidase inhibitor activity. Lineage: Eukaryota; Viridiplantae; Streptophyta; Magnoliopsida; Fabales; Fabaceae. The record is from RefSeq and is a predicted model, not a curated record.
ACAUAGCUACAACAUAAACAUAGUCCAAAAUCUCCUUUUAAAAUUCACUUAUACACACAACCAUGACAACAAGAAUGAUCAAAAUCACAAGCCUUAGCCUUAUGUUAUGGCUUUUCAUGACCAUACCAACAUCAGCACAACCUGAAAAUGAAGAAGUUCUCGACUUAACAGGUCGUCCUCUUGAGAGUGGCCGAAAGUAUUACAUAAGAUCAGAUGUAUCCGAUUUUGGAGGUCGUAUCACUUUGGUAAAUAAAAACGGUUCAUGCCCUUUAUAUGUGGGUCAAGAAACUACUGAUUUUGGACAAGGGUUAUCUGUUAUUUUAACUCCUUUAGAAAAUGAUGAUACGGUUGUUAAGGUGAAUAGGGAUUUUAAGGUGAAAUUUUCAUCUUCUUCAAGUUGUGGACAAUCUACGGAAUGGAAAUUGGGUGAUAGGGACAAUAGGAGUGGAAGGAGGCUUAUUAUAGCGGGGAGUGAUGGUAAUUCAUUUAGAAUUUUGAAGAUUUCAUUUGGAAUUGAAGGUGUUAUAGGUAAUUAUAAUAUUAGGUUUUGUCCCUCAGAUACGGUUAAUUGCGGUACGGUUGGUAAUUUGCGUGAAAAUGGUAAGAUUUUAUUGGCUUUGGAUGAUCGUAAUGUUCUAAGGGUUGGGUUUGAGAGAGCAUAGUAUGUUCGUAGGGUAAGUUCUACAUCAUCGAUCAAUAUUUAAAAAUUGUCUAAAUUGUCAAUGAAGAAAUCGUCUUCAUAACAUCAAUCAUCAUUGAAGUUUUAGAUGAUUUUAUAAUAUUGAUCUAUAUUAGGUGUAGAACUUUACUUCUAUUUAUGUUUGUCUUUGUAAUAUUAAUAAUUGGAGCUACCCAUAAUAAUUAGUUGGAGGAUAGAAAGAUGCAUAUGUCUUUUCUUUCUCUUAUACUAUAAACUAUAGCUCCAUAAAAUGUUAUGAAUAAAUGAUUAAUAAUACUAUUUCAUAAGCAAAAAUAUUGUUACCCA